UGAAGAAUUGAAGGAUUGCAGGCUGACACAUAACAUAUCAGGAGAUAUAGAUUGGGACACGACUUACACGUGGAGAAUCAACAUCACCGAUGUUAGCUCAUGUUUUGCACGUGAAUGCCAUACGUAUACCUAUUUUAUAAAUUUUACAAAAGCUUAUACAAUGAAAUAUGAUAAGCAAACGUCCUUUAUUGUGGAGCUACCAAGCGUCAGAAGGGAGAAACUUGAAUUUUAUGGAAAUCAUUGGACUUUAACUGACAAAAAAUCAAAUGUACUUUUUGAAACAUAUUUGCUAAUAAAAGUGAAUCCAAAGCAACUAAAUUGUACAUACAACACAAAUACUGAAGGACUCUCCAUUGACUGUAUUGGUUCAAGAUCGUAUCCAGAAAGCCGAUGUAAUUUCUCAUUAAUUUAUAAUGGAAGCAAAGCCGAUGAUCUUGUUUCUGUCCAAUACAACCACACAAAGGUUAGUCUAAAUCCUGAGUACUAUAUCACAGAGUGUACUGCAACAAUGCCCAUUUCUAAUAUCAGAACAGGGCUUUACGAAUUUUAUGUUGUAAUAUCCCCAAACACGACAACUCUACAAUGUGAUGACUGUGGAAAAACAGCAGUAAAGGUCAAUAUAGAAAAACCAGACAUUGUACUUGGCAAUUGUUCUAUGAGAGUACUAGAAGGAACGAGGGUAGACUGUCCGUGUAGUAGGGUUGACAAAAGCGACAUAGCAACACGAAUAGUCUGGUACCAGGAGAGAAUGUUGUUACAACAAGACACUGAUACGUCAGUUCUGACAUCAAAAGUCACAUCUAAUGCUCAAACUUACACGUGUAGUGCUGUGAAUGCAUUUGGCUGGAGAAUCAACAAGACGUACAAACCAGAUAUUAUAUACCAAAGUUACCUAGAAAAUCCAGGAUGCCCCAAUGACCGCCCACAUCUAUGUUUACCACACCGAAUCUGCUACGGCAAUGACGAGUUCUGUGUUGAAGGAAAAGUCGAGUCAUGUUUUCCGAUUGAUGUAGAGAAGAGUGAACUCAGCAGCUGGUGUGAGACAAAAGGACAGUUUAACGAGUCGCUCAUGAGGAGCAGGGCAUGCCAUGGGGCAUGUGCUGCACGUUUCGGCUCAGAAAUUAUCAAACGAGAUCCUGUGAUUUUAAACAUCAAUGACUUGUAUGCAAGCGUAUACAUCCUUUCAAGUGUUUUUUCGAUAGUUGUGUUGGGACUUAUAGCGUGGAUACUGCGCAAACGAUUAAAGAGAUUUGGAUAUAAACUUUACAGCAUCGUGUGGAAAAACUCAGCAGCUGGAAAUCAGAAUACGCGUGAACACCAAUGGAAUCAAACAAAUUUGAUAUCGUGUUCAGAAUAUAAACAAGAUCCAAAAGAAUGUCUGAAAACAUUGGAGAUCAAUGAUCCUGAUAUAAUAGAAAAGAUACAAGCGUACAUUGACUUGUACAUCAGUUUAACAGUGAGACUCGUUGUGAAAAACAAAUCACAAAGUUUAAACGGGAAUUUCUAUGGAAGCGGGCUUGUGGUUAACGUUAUCAAAGUGAAAUCUACAGAUAUACAAUGUAAGUGUCCAAAUUCACAACCUCACAGCAGCUGGUGUGUUUACGUAUCGACUUCCGUAAAAGUUGUGAGUAAUGAGGAGGAGGCGAGGUCCACUACAGCAGAACUGUUUUAUGAUGAUGAAAGUAAAGCCGGGGUGAAAGAAUUGCUUGGUGUUGGAAUAUACCAAUUUACAAAGAACGAAUCCAAUAUUAUUCAAUGUGUAUCCUGUGAUAAAGAUCUAUGUACACAGCUCAAAUCGGCACUUUACAAACUGAAGAAAAUUGUUAAAACAAUAAAUUACAGGAAUAAUGCUGUUGUUAUAGUCUCCCAUCCAUAUGGAAAGCAUAAACACAUGAGUAUCGGAUCCUACACAGAAACAGCGACAACAGACGACCCAAUUUUCACUUUAAGUCGUUUGUCAUACAAUACGCCGUCUUGUGAAGGAAUGGAGGGAGCGGCUGUUUUAAUUUUAAAUGAAACUUUCAAAGAAAGGUUUUUGAAGUUGAUUACUGCUGAUUUCAUUGUACAUUGUGGGGUAAACCAAGUGAGGGAUAACUUUAGUUGUUAUGUUCCUAUGGAAACUGAUUCAGCUGAUAUGGAUGCUUAUAAAGAUCACUUUACGGUGAACUUCGAGGCUCAUAUUGACGAAACUGCUGACACGUCUGCAGCCUGUGAUAAAGAUCACGAUCACAAAAUGUUUACACCUUUAAGUAAAUUCUCAUUUGAGGAACUUGGUGAACUAAAUGUGUAUGAGUACAUUACAAAUCUGGCAGAAUUAACUUGCAAAAUCGAUGUCGAUUUCACUAGUUCAGCUCGACCCGAGUUUAUAGAAGGAACAAACUCGCCCUAUCCUGUGGGGAAUCGAAAAGGUACAGCUUCUAUGAGAAGUGGUACGGGAGUGGUAUUGUCUGUGAUUAAAAUUAAAGAUGGCGGUGCAUCUCCUUGCCCGUGCCCAGCUUGUAAUCAAUUAGAUUGGCCUUUCAAGAAAUUUUACUUCGUGUAUGUUCGCACAGCAAAACAUAUUGUGUUUGAUGAUUCUGAGGUCGUUAAAAGUACAAUUAGAUUGAAGUUCGAUAACGAUUUAUCAUCAGAAAUGUUAAUAAGUGGCGGCAGAAUUGUUGAAAGUGACAUGAAAUUCGGAACUUCACUUGUUCAAUAUGUUACACAUGAUACAAGAAUUACCCACAUUUCUAACAGUUUAAGAAAUCUAUAUAAACUAGAACAAACGAUUAAAGCUCAGUUAGCAAGUAAGAAAGACCAAAGUCUUGCAAUUAUUGUUUCACAUUUGCAUGGAUGGCCAAAGCAUAUCUCAACGGGACACUGGUUGGAAAGAGAACUGACGAUCUCAAAAUCUGGAACUUACGUGCGCUACACCUACACGACAGCUACUUGCCCAGGCUCCAGCGGCGCUCCUGUCUUCAUACCCGGUGAAGGCGUCCAGAGAGUGUUUAAAAAUUUGUGUUUGCCGCACGUUCACAAAGAGACGGGGAAGGAUGGGCGUGGUGUCAGCUGCCUAGGGGUGAAGAGUUUCCGUGUUGUGAAACGUAAAAGUGAAUAA
Physella acuta is the source of this 3097-nucleotide messenger RNA. RefSeq lists its product as uncharacterized. NCBI's taxonomy places the organism in Eukaryota, Metazoa, Mollusca, Gastropoda, Physidae. The record is from RefSeq and is a predicted model, not a curated record.